AUGCCGGCUCCAAGUUAUCAUAAUAUGCGGGUGACAUUGUUAAAGGACGUGUUAGAAGAUACCCACAAGUUUGUGGAUUCGUUUCGACCACAAUGGAAGAAAUUUGGAUGUAGCAUUAUGUCUGAUUUUUGGACAGAUGGCAAGCAUCGAUCUUUGAUCAAUUUUUUAGUCAAUUGUCCUACGGGUACAGUUUUUCUAAAGUCGAUUGAUGCAUCAGAGCAUAUACAUAAUGCUGAAUAUAUUGUGAAGAAGGUAAAUGAGGUGAUAGUAGAAGUUGGAGAGGAAAAUGUUGUGCAGUUUAUUACAGACAACGGUUCAAACUACAAAGCUGCAGGAAAGAUUUUGGAAGAACAACAUCCAAAAUUAUUUUGGACUCCAUGUGCAGCACACUGUGUGAAUCUCAUUGUACAAGAUAUCGGGAAGAAAGAAGUAACGAUCGCGACCGCUUUGAAUGAAGCAAUAGCUAUUGUGGUUUAUAUUUAUAAUCAUGGACGGAUUCUCAAUAUGAUGAGAAAGUUGACAAAGAAUAGAGAGUUGCACAGGUCUUGUGUAACUAGAUUUGCUACCCAAUUUUACACCUUACAGAGUGUCCAUGAGAAUCGACACCAUCUCCAAGUUUUGUUUGUAUCUGAGCAAUGGAGAAAAAGUGACUUUGCAAAGAAAGCUCCUGGAAAGAGAGUUGAGAAGAUAGUAUCAAAGCAAUCUUUUUGGGAUGGUGUAUAUUUAGCUUGCCAAAUAUAUGCUCCAUUGGUGGAUAUUGUUCGUUUGGUUGACACAGAAGAAAGACCGUGCAUGGGGUACAUCUGUGAUGCGAUGAGUCGAGCACAAGAUCAAAUAAGCAAAAAUCUAAAUGAUGGGAAUAAUGACAAAAAAAGACUGGCAGGUAGAAUUUUGUCUAUCAUUCAAACAAGAUGUAAUGACCAACUUCUUCAUCCCUUACAUGCAGCUGGGUGUUUCCUUAAUCCUGCAAUUUUUCAUGGAGAUAAGUCAAAGGAAUAUGAGGCCAAUAAACAGAUUAUGACCGGACUUUAUGUUGCUAUUAACCGUCUUGUUCCCGAUGAAGAUGAAAAUGAUACUUUGAGACAAGAAUUGAAUCUCUACAUUGAUUUAAGUGGACAAUUUGGAUCCCCAGCUGCUAAAAGGAGUAUGACAAAAGUUGCACCGUAUAUAUGGUGGCGUUCUUAUGGGAUAGAUACACCUAUCUUACGAAAGUUUGCUAUCACGGUUCUUAGUCAAACUUGUAGUGCUUCACCUUAUGAACGAAAUUGGAGUACAUUUGACAAUCUACAUUCUAAGAAAAGAAAUUGUCUUUUGCAACAAAAACUAAAUGAACUUGUAUUCAUGUCUUUACAAAACAAAUCUUUGGAUCCUAUUUUGCUACCAGAUGUUGAGGAGAAUGAUGAUUGGACAAUACCAACGGAAGAUGAGCUUCAAGACUUUGUGGAUGGUGGUGAUGACCUUCUUUGGUCAGAUGUGCAAGAAUCAAUGGGAGCGAAUGUAGACGCUCAACCAAAUAUUAGGAGCAAACGAGAGCGUUAUAGAGACGAUGAUGGUGAUGAUAUUACAGAUGUGGGGAACGAUCUUGAUGAAGAAGUGAAUGCUUUGGAUGAUGUUGACUCGGAAGCCGAACCCGUGCCAUGCGAUUAA
Messenger RNA from Lactuca saligna, 1647 nucleotides. The record is from the annotation of a GenBank genome assembly. NCBI's taxonomy places the organism in Eukaryota, Viridiplantae, Streptophyta, Magnoliopsida, Asterales, Asteraceae.